Molecule: messenger RNA, 3017 nt
Organism: Ectocarpus sp. CCAP 1310/34
Lineage: Eukaryota; Phaeophyceae; Ectocarpales; Ectocarpaceae
Source: the annotation of a GenBank genome assembly
AUGUUAAAAAAGCCCCACGCAAAACCAAAGCUCCCCGUCCAUCUCGCACCAGCAGCGGGAAACUCUGUGGAAGAAAUGAUGGAGCCGAUCCAACAGCAGCGAAGGCGCCGUUCACGCCCCGCGUGCUCCUGGCAAAGCCGCAGACAAAAGGUGAUGCUAUGCGCCUGCCUCGGCCUCGGCGCGCAAAGCAUCGUCCCCGCCGCCGAAGCCUGGGUACCCGCGGCGCCGGCGCUACUUGUGCAGCAGCAGGGCCGAGUAGCACCGCCACCGACGAAAACAAUGCACGUCGGAGUAGGAGCAAGAGGAGGAACAUUUUCGUACCACCACCCCUCUCAAGGUAGUAACAGAUUGGGGGGGCAGCAGCAGCAGCGGCAACACUGUCGGCGACUGGCGUUCGCACCGAUCAGCAGCCAAGCGUGGGGAAUCGAAAGGACGUUCGGACAGUCGGCCCUCUCAUCGCGCUGGACGGGGCAAGGAGUGGUAGUCGCUAACAACAACGCCGCCGCCGGGGGGAGGAGGAUGGGGGGGGUGAUGAUGUCGAUGGCUGAGGAGGACAGCGGGACGAAGAGCCAGGGCUUCAACGCGAUGCUUGGAGCGGUCGCGCUCGCCGGCCUGGGCGCGUUAUACUACGGGCUUCACGAUCACACCCUCGGCGGCGGCGGCGGCGGCCCUUUCUCGGCCACCGUCGAGUCUGCCGUCGAGACCGCAAAGGCCGGGCACAGCGCCCCCAGCACCGCGGUGCAGGCUUUCCUCUCGAGCAGCGUCACUAAGGUCGAGGAGCUGGGACCGCUGGGCGUCGUGUACUUCGGGCUGCUGUACGUCCUGGCCGAGGUGCUGAUCAUUCCCGCCAUCCCGCUCACGGCGGCGGCGGGAUUCCUGUUCGGGGCGGCCGGGGGCACCGCGGUGGUGCUCACCAGCGCCACCAUCGCGGCGGCGAUUUCUUUCCAGCUCGGACGCACGCUGUUGAGGCAGCAGGUGGAGGGGCUCCUCGAAGAGAACCCCAAGUUCCGCGCGUUGGAUAAGGCCAUCGCGAAGGAGGGCUUCAAGGUCAUCCUCCUCCUCAGACUCAGCCCCAUAUUCCCGUUCGCGCUGAGCAACUACCUCUACGGCGUCACUUCGGUGGACUUCCUGGAGUACAUGAUGGGGACCCUGCUCGGGUUCUUCCCCGGCACCUUGGCCUACGUUUACGGUGGAACGCUUGGCAAGGUCGUGACGGACGGUGGAGGCACAGGUCUGCCCUGGUACGGCUACGUCGCCGGCGCCGCCCUCACCGCAUACCUCCUCAAGACCGUCGGCGAGAUCGCCACUGCCGCGGUCGAGGAGAUGGAGGAGGCAGACCCGUGAACGAAGCUCGCGGGAUUCCCGCGGUACGGUACGGGGCACGCAAUCAGUCCAGAAAGGAAGACAAACAAUCUUUUCUACAACAGGGCAUUGGAGGCGUUUUGGUGGUGGGGGGAGGGGGGCGACGCCUCAACCGAGUUGCAGAACCUGGUGAAUGGGCCUCUUUUGUUGUUCUGCCGAGGGAACCGAAAGUCGUUCCGUUUUUUUUCUCUUUAUUUGUGUCCACGUGGCUGGUGUGUAGUCGUGAUUGAACAGCCGUGGUGUUGGUUUCGAGGGCGCUCGCUUUGUCUCCCGACCACCUCGAAAUUAUGUCAUCCGUCUAUUCACGGGAAACCGUCUACUUACGGUUCCUGUUUUGGAAGGGCUUGGUACUAUGCGGCCACCAGCAGCCACCAGCUAUAGGCGAAAGCCAGCAUUAGAGCCUCCUAUCUCUAGCCUCUGUGAGAUCAGCUUGGACCACACAGCUGUAGCCACAAACUAGUGUUAGAGCCUCCUGUCUCCAACUUGUGUGCAGGUACAGACCCGUAGGUUUAUGCACGAAGCAAAUGUGUUCGCAGGAGCCAUGGUGAACAAACGUUGGGUGUAGUAUGCGAGACGCCCCGCAUGAUGCUUCCCUUCCUGAAUGAUCGUCCAUAUAACUCCUAUGCUUUCUGUGGGAGGAAGUUGCUGCUUCUUUGCUGAGUCACAUUGCUUGUUCUUUGCUGAGUCGUAUGGAUCGAUUACUCUGGCUGCUUGCAUCUUUCUAUGUUCGAGUGAGCUUCCGCGAGUGCUGGGUGAAUAUCUGUCCAGGCGGUUUGAUGUAGAGCGCUCUUUUGAUCGUGUUCGAUGGAAGAGCCACCAUCAUGAGGCAGGGGUGUAGGUUCUUGCUCUCUGUGCCUCCGUUGACAAGAGAGCCUUGCAUAGUAGAAGUAGUUGCUUCUGUAGGAGGCGAGAUUCUAGACCGGUGCUCGUGUUUUGUACAGCAAAGAGGGGAGGGAGGAGGUGGGGGGCUUUGCCCCGUCGAGGAGAGACGUUAACGUUGCACUUGUUUCGUGUUGCUGCUAUCUAUGAGAGUGAGAGAUUUUCCAGCAUCAUGUGGCGACGCUCGCCUCUCAAAUCGAUGUGUUGAUUUGUUUUUCGCCCAUUUUUGCUGAAUUUUGGAGAUUAUUACGAACAGUUCAUUCCCUUGUUUUUUUUGCUCGGUUUCUUUCACCGCAAAUGUUUUGUCUUCGCGUACACGAUGGGGGGUAUUUUCACACGCCUCGUGCGUCUGAAAAUGAGCUAGGAGUGCUUGCGCGGGAUGCGCUUGGCGUGAAUUUGCCUGUUUAUCUCUCACUCCCUGCUCAAACCCGUCGGAACGCUUGUUUCCAAAAAAGCGGUGGCGUAUAGCGUGUUGCUUUUCGAGAUGAACGAGAACAACUCCGUCCGGUGGGCAAUUCCCUUGGUACUACAUGGGUGGUAUUCUUUGGGGUUCGUGUAUGCAUGUGGCCAUCUCUGCCGUGCCAAGUGUCGUAUAUCACAUUGGCAUUGGCAACGGAAGGCCCUUCAAAAAAGCUUUUUCUAAAGAAAAAGCGGGCAGUUCAACCUUGGGAUUCUGCCAUCGAUAUCCCGGUGUGUGUAUGAAUACUGUACUCCAUAUGCAACAAUGUACGACGACAUCAAUAGAAAUGCUGCCAACUCGAGACAGGGCAUAUGUU